Messenger RNA from Drosophila rhopaloa, 5650 nucleotides. It is a transcript of the gene Evi5, whose product is annotated as ecotropic viral integration site 5 ortholog. Bases 653 to 3076 code for a protein of 807 amino acids. The transcript is spliced from 9 exons. Lineage: Eukaryota; Metazoa; Arthropoda; Insecta; Diptera; Drosophilidae. The record is from RefSeq and is a predicted model, not a curated record.
UGGGCGAAAAAAAAACAUUCGUCAAUUCACCGUCGUCGAUCGAACGCUGUAUUUUUUUCCAGUGCAAUAUUCGGCCGAUGAAUAAAAAGAGUGAUUAAAUUGAAGUACUCCCUAAAAAAAUAAUAAAUAAAUAAAGUUGAAAAGAACGGCAGAGAGAGCGUAAUAAAAAACGAGUGCUGUUGCUGAGGUGUGUGCGUAUGCGUGUGUGUGUGUGACGUUUACAGCAAAAAGUUCGGAGGUGUCAAAAUUUUCGAGUAUUUUAAAGUUAAUGCAACCGACUCCCGAUCGGAUAUGAGCUGAUCGCUAGCAAUCGAUCUAAUCGGAUAUGGAAAAGUAUUGCUGAUUGCAAACAAAACGAGGAAAAACAAUAAACAACGGCAAUUUGUUGCUGCCGCAACAGCAUACUAACACCACCACCCCCCGUUCCAGCCUAACGGUUCAUUCACAGUGGCAGAGGAAAGCAAGAAGAAGAAGAGUGUGCGAACUGGGAGCAUCAUGUGGCGGUUUUAGAAAAUCAGCUAAGGAUUAAUCAUCGCAAAUCAGGAGCACCACAGAUCGGACCGGUAUCGGUAUCUUGGAAACGUAACCCAGGGACUUAAGCAUCAGCAGGGAGUAUAGACUGAGAUCGGAGAUCGUCGUUCUGCGUCAGAAGAUGACCCUGACCACAACGACCACUGCCUCAUCAGCCGAGAGCCAAGCGAAAAUGGACGUGAAGGGCGGCGCACUUCCCGGCGAAGAGAACCUGCCCACCUCCGAGAUGGAUCUGCUGGCCAAGCUGGAGGCGGCCAACAAGCUCAUCGAGAGCGAUGCCAAGUCCCUCAACUCUCUGCACUCCACGCACAGUCGCAAGAACUCGGACACAAGUCAGAUCAGCCUCACGUCGAGUGGAAACUCAGUGGCGGAGGAGGACAUAUGGACGACGUGGGCCACCAUUCUGAAUGACUGGGAGGGAGCCCUGAAGCGCAAGAAUCCCUGCGUGAGCGAGCUGGUGCGCCGGGGAAUUCCGCACCACUUCCGAGCGAUCGUGUGGCAGCAGCUGAGUGGAGCGGCGGAGGCAGACAAGAAGCAGUAUGCGGAGUACAUCAAGGCAACCAGUGCCUGCGAGAAGGUCAUCCGGCGGGACAUUGCCCGCACCUAUCCCGAGGUGGAGUUCUUCAAGGAGAAGGACGGACCCGGCCAGGAGGCCCUGUUCAACGUGAUCAAGGCCUAUUCCCUGCACGAUCGCGAGGUGGGCUAUUGCCAGGGCUCCGGAUUCAUAGUCGGACUGCUGCUGAUGCAAAUGCCCGAGGAGGAGGCCUUCGCCGUGCUGGUACAGAUCAUGCAGCAGCACCGCAUGCGCCACAUGUUCAAGCCAUCGAUGUCGGAGCUGGGCCUGUGCAUGUACCAGCUGGAGAACCUGGUGCAGGAGCAGAUACCCGACAUGCACAUACACUUCCAGCAGCAGGGCUUCCAGACGACCAUGUACGCCUCCAGUUGGUUCCUCACCUUGUACACCACCACCCUGAACGUCAAUCUCAGUUGUCGCAUCAUGGACGUCUUCCUCAGCGAGGGCAUGGAGUUCAUCUUUAAGGUGGCCCUGGCCCUGCUCCUCACCGGCAAGGAAACGCUGCUCUGCCUGGACAUGGAGGCCAUGCUUAAGUUCUUCCAGAAGGAGCUGCCCGGUCGCGUGGAGGCCGAUGUCGAGGGCUUCUUCAACCUGGCCUACUCCCUCAAGCUGAACACCAAGCGCAUGAAGAAGAUGGAGAAGGAGUACCAGGACCUCAAGAAGAAGGAGCAGGAGGAGAUGGCUGAGCUGCGGCGACUGAGGCGGGAGAACUGUCUGCUCAAACAGCGGAAUGAGCUGCUCGAGGCCGAGAGCGCCGAACUGGCCGAUCGCCUGGUGCGCGGCCAGGUCUCCAGAGCUGAGGAGGAAGAAACUAGCUAUGCCAUUCAGACGGAGUUGAUGCAGCUGCGGCGCUCGUAUUUGGAGGUCUCCCAUCAGCUGGAAAACGCCAAUGAGGAGGUCCGCGGCCUGAGUCUUCGCCUUCAGGAGAAUAACGUAUCCAUCGACAGCAAUAACUCCCGGCAGUCGUCCAUCGACGAACUCUGCAUGAAGGAGGAGGCUCUGAAGCAGCGCGACGAGAUGGUCUCCUGUCUGCUGGAGGAACUGGUGAAAGUGCGUCAGGGUCUGGCCGAAAGCGAGGAUCAAAUCAGGAACCUGAAGGCCAAGGUGGAGGAGCUGGAGGAGGACAAGAAGACGUUGCGGGAAACGACGCCCGACAAUUCGGUGGCCCACUUGCAGGACGAACUGAUUGCCAGCAAACUGCGCGAGGCGGAGGCCUCACUCUCCCUGAAGGACCUCAAGCAGAGGGUGCAGGAGCUGAGUAGUCAGUGGCAACGGCAGCUGGCGGAGAAUCAGCGCAGCGAGAGUGAACGCACCACCAACGCCGUGGACUCCACGCCCAAGAAGCUGCUGACCAACUUCUUCGACAGCUCCAAGAGCAGCGAGCACACCCAGAAGCUCGAGGAGGAGCUGAUGACCACGCGCAUUCGCGAAAUGGAGACGCUCACCGAGCUCAAGGAGCUGCGACUAAAGGUCAUGGAGCUGGAGACGCAGGUUCAGGUGUCCACCAAUCAGCUGAGGCGGCAGGACGAGGAGCACAAGAAGCUCAAGGAGGAGCUCGAAAUGGCCGUGAACAGGGAGAAGGACAUGUCUAACAAGGCGCGUGAGCAGCAGCAUAGAUACUCGGAUCUGGAAUCUCGCAUGAAGGAUGAGCUGAUGAACGUGAAAAUCAAAUUCACCGAGCAGAGCCAAACGGUGGCCGAACUGAAACAGGAAAUUUCCCGACUAGAGACAAAGAACUCGGAGAUGCUCGCCGAGGGUGAACUGCGCGCCAAUCUGGAUGAUUCGGAUAAGGUGCGCGACCUGCAGGACAGGCUGGCCGACAUGAAGGCGGAGCUGACGGCGUUAAAGAGUCGUGGCAAAUUUCCGGGCACAAAACUGCGCAGCUCAUCGAUCCAAUCGAUCGAAUCGACCGAGAUCGACUUCAACGAUCUGAAUAUGGUGAGACGCGGGAGCACGGAGCUGUCGACAUAACCUAGAGAACGACCAGAUCCAGCAGAUCCUUACCAAGCAACAACCACAACCAGGAGAAUAGCAGCGAGUGAGAGGGGAGAGAAAAAUCAGGGCAGUACAGGAUACACCCAUAUGAAUAUGGGGGAGCGAGCUGAAGCCGAUUUUUAUAUAUAUGCUUCGAUAUAUAUGUAAGGGCAGGCCUGUGAUCACAAAAGCGGAAUCGUAUGGAGCAGCAUCGGGCACAGCAAGUUAAUUAAGGAGCGAGGAGGAGACAGCAGAAUAGUUGCAAUCCCAUUACAAUAUUAUUUAUGUAUAAUAUUCGUUUAAACUUUACUAUUACGAUACGGAUAUUUUAGAAUGAUUAUUUUUAUCUACUUUUUUUUUGGCAAUAAUUUUAUUACUGUUAUGUUUUGCAAUCGAAACACACUCAUAUUUAUUUAUUUUAAAUCCUAAUUGAAACGAUAUUGUGAGUAUUUUACACCCUUGUACAUUGAUCGAUGGCAACUAAUCCGAUGCGAUGGAUUGGAGAUAGGAGAUUGGCAUUUGGAUAUCCCCAAGAUAUAUAUCACAUAUGCAAUGCAAUGAAUUUUAUGUAAACCCCCCAAAACCCAUUUCCCAACCCAAGCAUCCUGUGAACCACUUUUAAUGUAAGUUUUAAGCGAAUCAAAUUGUUCUUUGCCCAGACGGAGAAAACGUUUUUAAUCAAAACGACGAUUUUUUGAAAGUGUACGAAAUUUUCAGUUUAUCCAUUCGAUUUACAUUAUGAUUUCAUCCCCGUAGAAUGAUAUUAACACUCAUACACACAUUUGUCUGGAAUGAAUUUUGUAACUCUCGUAUAGUAAGCUAAACCAAUCUAAACCUAAAACUAAAAUAAAACCAAGUGCGAAAGACAAAGUAACAAGCGUGGCCAAAUGCAGAGAGAAAUGCAAGAUGAGAAACUGAAAAACAAAUAUUAUACAACUAUUCAAAAUAGUUUAAAACGAUAUGUGAAAGAACCACGAAAAAGGGGCCCCCAUUUUCUCCCCGUUUGAGAACGAUAUUACGAUAACGACUACGAUAUUCACACUAACGAUAUUCUACUUAGUUAACAGUAGCGCUUUUCUAUACCCCUAAAACAGAAGUAUGAUUUAUAUGGUUCCUUUAACCCAUACCAAUCUUAAACGAUUUGGCAGCUUGUCACGAAAACCGAUUUCGACAUCGGGUUUCGAACGAUUAACGAUUAUCCGCAAACAAUACAAUUAUUCAGGUUGAGCCGUUUUCCAUGUGCAAUAUUAUAGUUUUUUAUGUUUCUAUUGAGUUUCUUAUUCUUUAUCAAGUCUUUAUUAUCAUUUGUUAGCAUGAUGUCCUCAGUGUUUAGGUUUGUUACUUACCGCGAUUAAGACCGAUAUAACCAAUCGUUUAAAUUAAUUUGUGUAAUUGAAUUGAUUUGCACAUCAUGACAAACCAAUUAGAAACAUCGAGAGAAGUAAGAAAUCUAUGUAAUAUGUUUCGUAGCACGUAAGAAAAGCGGAAAUGAUGUCACAAAACUUUGUUAUGUAAACACUAAGUAUAUGUAAUGCUUAAGUUUUGUUCCCGACUUUUGAUAAACUAUUAGAAUUUUUUGUUCUAUGCAAUAAUUAAUGAUUAUGAUUAUGUAAUGAAUGUACUAUAUAUGUAUUUCUGCGGCUAAAAGACGAGGCUGCUGGGGCAGUAUUAACAAUCAGCAGCAGUUAACAGACAUUUAAAUAUGAAACAUUCCCGAGAAAGUUAAAUUUCCCAUAAAACAGAUUCCCCAACAGCCUCGAGUCUUAAGAAAUUGGCAAGUUUAGAGUUAAUUGCGUAUUAUGUUAUGGCAAGCGAAGGCACAAAUUAUACGAUAUCUAAAAUAGUUUAUACAAAUUUAUACCCAUGCAUAUGGAGCAUUGUUGGCCAAAGUCUAGACUUGGCUUGCGCAUAGUUGGUGUUAACUGAUUGACCAACAAGUGUGGAAUUUGUGAGAAAUAUUGAUCAAAUAAUUGCCCCACUUAGUGAAUCAUCGGUGAGGUAUAAUGAACCCCCGUCAAUAGCAGCUAAUUUUAAUGCCUUGUCCGUUCGAUUUGAUAAAUGUGAAAGACUUUGCAGUUUAUCAAUUUAGCGUGCGAAUGCCAACGACUUUGGGCCAGACAGAAAGCAGACGGUAACGAUUUGUUGACCCUGCCAAAUGGUCGAAACUCCUUUGAAUCCAAUUAAUUAGCGGGCACACUCGCAUAUAGCAUAUACUUAAUGCAAAUAAAUCAAGUUCAGCUUCCAUUGAGCAAAUCAGUCUUCAAUGUUCAUAUUAAUUUGCACUUAUUUAUUGCGUUUCUUGUUUCAUUCAUUGUUGAUCAUUGAGCAAAACCCAACAAACCAACCAACAAAAUUCAAAUCACAAAAUGGAAUGUAGUUGACAAAAUACCACAACAAAUAGUGUUAUAUACUUUACAUAUACAAAAAUAUAUAUAUACAUAACUAUAUCAAUAUAACGAUAAAACUGACAACUGAAGAGCAGAGAAAACUCGCAGGGCUACAGCAUGAAACAAGUAAAAUUCAACUAAAACUACAAAAAUCAAUAAAAUUAAACAGAUAUACAAAACGAAA